Molecule: messenger RNA, 3508 nt
Organism: Trachemys scripta elegans
Lineage: Eukaryota; Metazoa; Chordata; Testudines; Emydidae
Product: zinc finger protein 436-like
Exons: 5
Coding region: 97-1773 (558 amino acids)
Biological process (GO): regulation of transcription by RNA polymerase II
Cellular component (GO): nucleus
Molecular function (GO): DNA-binding transcription activator activity, RNA polymerase II-specific; RNA polymerase II cis-regulatory region sequence-specific DNA binding
Source: RefSeq, a predicted model, not a curated record
CCCCCCCGGCAGUGCCCCGCGUGGGGAGAAGGCUGCAGAAUAACGACCCCGUUUUGCUCCAGAUCGUCCCAUCUUCCUAGGGGCCGGGGCAGGGAAAUGGCUGCGGUGGAUCCAGCUCAGAUGCUGGUGACCUUCGAGGAGGUGGCUGUGUAUUUCACCAAGGCAGAGUGGGUUCUACUGGACCCCGCUCAGAGAGCCCUCUACAGGGACGUCCUGCAGGAGAACUAUGAGACCAUGACCUCGUUGGGACUCCCCAUUCCCAAACCUGACCUGAUCGCCCGUCUGGAAGCAGGAGAAGAGCUGUGGGUCCCGGAUCUCCAGGCCUUCGAGAAAAGCAACAUCCCAAGAGGCACCUGUACAGCAGGUGAUGAGACAAUGAGUGAGAACGAGGAAGGGAAUCCACAGCAGGAAGGUCCUGAGCAAGUGGAACUGCAGGAAGACUUUCUGAGAAGAGCAGAUGGGAAUUUUUCCCCGUUCUUGGAACAGAGAAAAGCCUGGAGUAAUCGGCACAGGUCAGAGAGGAAGUUGGGAAACCACCCAAGAAAGCAAGUGCACGAAUCCUUUGAAUGUGGGGGAGGAGGCAAGGAUCCCAAGAAAACCACAACCCCACAAACAAAUCCCAAGGAAAAGAAACCUUAUAAAUGCUUGGACUGUGGAAAAAUCUUCAACUGGAUCUCAAAUCUUACUACCCAUCGGAGACUGCACACGGGAGAGAAACCAUAUAAAUGCCUUGAGUGUGGGAAAAGCUUCAGUCAGUGCUCAGGCCUUAUUAGCCAUGGGAGAACCCACACAGGAGAGGGACCAUAUAAAUGCCUUGAAUGUGGGAAAAGUUUCAGUACAUCAUCAGUCCUUAUUAUACACCAGAGAACCCACACAGGAGAGAAACCAUUUAAAUGCCUGCACUGUGGGAAAAGUUUCAGUCAGCGCUCACAUCUUACUAGCCAUGGGAGAAUCCACACAGGAGAGGGCCCACAUAAAUGCUUGUACUGUGGGAAAAGUUUCAGUGGCCCAUCAGCGCUUACUGCACAUCAGAGAACCCACACCGGGGAGAAACCUUAUAAAUGCUUGUACUGUGGGAAAAGUUUCAGUCAACACUCAAGCCUUAUUAGCCAUGGCAAAAUCCACACGGGAGAGGGACCAUAUAAAUGCCUUGAGUGUGGGAAAAGUUGCAAUGCACCAUCAGCCCUUAUUGUACAUCAGAGAACUCACACGGGAGAGAAACCCUAUAAAUGCUUGGACUGUGGGAAAAGUUUCAAUCAGCGCUCACAUCUUACUAGCCAUGGGAGGAUCCACACAGGAGAGGGACCACAUAAAUGCCUUGAGUGUGGGAAAAGUUGCAAUGCCCCAUCAGCCCUUAUUGUACAUCAGAGAACCCACACAGGAGAGAAACCCUAUAAAUGCCUUGAGUGUGGGACAAGUUUCAGUGUACCAUCAGCCCUUAUUACACAUCAGAGGACCCACACAGGAGAAAAACCCUAUAAAUGCUUGGACUGUGAUAAAAGCUUCAGUCAAAGCUCAAAUCUUACUGCCCAUCGGAGGCUGCACAUGGGAGAGAAACCCUGUACAUGCUUGGACUGUGGGAAAAGUUUCAGAGAACCAUCAGCCCUUAUUGUACAUCAGAGAACCCACAUAGGAGAGAAACCUUAUAAAUGCCUCCACUGUGAGGAAGGUUUCAGUCAGCGCUCAAACCUUAUUAGACAUCAGACAAUCCACACAAGGGAAAAACCCUAUAAAUGCUUAGAUGAUUGGGAAAGUUUCAGUCCCUGCUCAUAACUUCAUAAAAAUUGAAGAAUUCACACGGGACAGAAUCUAUAAAUGCCUCAACUGUGAAAAAAGUUUCAUUUGAAGAUCAAACCUUGCGUCACAUCAGACGAUCCGCACGAGAGAGAACCCUUGGAUGCUUGGAUUGUGGGAAAAGGUUCAAUAACUGCAAGAGGAGAUUCAGUCUGAGCUCACACAUUGUUCCUCAUCGCGUAAUUCACAGAAGAAAGAGCUUGAGUGUGGGGGAAGCUUUAUCUGCUGCUCACAUGGUAUCAAACCUCAGUAAAUCCACACAGAGAAGAGCCCUUUUAUGGGUCCUUAGCAUGGAAAACGCUUCUGUUGGAGGUAACACCACACUGGACAUCAGAGCGUCCUCCACACUGGAGGGAAAUUCCCUCAGUGCCCUGACUAGAGCUGGCCAUAGCAAAACCUCCAUUUCCUAGUUCCCACCCGCAUCGGUGGCAUUUGGCUUCCAGGUAUCUGUUAGGGCUUUUCCCCUCACCCUCUCCCCUGGUUCUUGUCUCACAGACAGAGAACAGACCAGAAGUCUGGAGUGCUGACAAGUCAAUGUUUAUUGGGAUUAGUUUCCAAGCAAGCAUAUUUCGCACCCUUCACACCAGUCAGGCUUCUCUCUAUGCGCCGAUAGAGUCUGCUCCCUGGUGUUUUGUUCCUGGCUCUGACGCCGCUGUGUCCCAAUUCCCCAGUCCCCUUCCCCCUCCUCCUUCUCAGCAGGCCCAGAUAGACCUGCGGUGCACGCCCUAGUCACACCCCUCACAACUUAUGGUCAUGUUCUGUUCUGGAGGGUCGUGAGUUGGGGUCUUCGUGCCACCACUUUUGUACCCAAGGGAGGGGUGAGGAGUGAGGUUGUGCUCCGGCAGGGGCAGGCAUUUCUUUGGUCUUUUAGUGUUUUACCUCCCCACAUCCCGCCUUCCCCUCCUGACUAGUUGCUUGACCUUGCUUUGAGAGAAAGAGUUGAGGCGGUUGUCAAGUGGGCGCUCACAUAUUACACUCCAGCUAUGCCCAGGAACACUAGUUCCAGCUCUUAGCUCUUUUCAGCCCAUCUGCUUGUGGGCAGAUGUAGCACACGGGGUCAUUGUCCUUUGUUCACCCAUAUUAGUAUAAGAUGCAAGAGUAUCAAAAAGUCAAACCCCAAAUUCUGUCUCAGGCUGACAACCAGGCUUCUGUGCUAACAGUGUCCAGCUGUCUGUCUCUGGGGGCAGGUUCCCGCAGCCGCUGUCCCGGAGCUGAUCAGGGACCCUCUGGCUUUGCCUGAUCUAAGCUAACCCCAGCAGAGGAGGAGAAGCCCCGAUCAGCCCUCUGACGGGUUGCCCUGCUGAUCUGGGUAUGCCUCCUGAUGUACUGGGGUUCCACUGAGCCUGCCCGUUCCACCAGCCAGGGCCCCCCAACCCCGGCCUGCCAAGCCAGGCUCUCCAGCCUGCUCUGUCACACCCACAGGAAGGGCCACGUCCUGCUGCAGAAAGACCCGGACGCGGAGAUUAGGUCUGCACGAUGAGACCCAGCUCAGGAAGUGCCCUGCACUCGUGUGCACACCACUGUAGGAGUGCAAACCCCAGGAGUGCACUGUCCUCCCAGCACGGCACUCACCACAGUGUUCUGUGCUCUCCACGCGUAGGAAUCACACUCGGAUUUCUUUGAUCCUGACUCAGACGCCUGAGGGCUACAGAUGAGUGUCCCCGACCUGGAGGGGGAAUUCAAAUGACCCCCAAAGCUCUGGCUCAUCCUUCAG